Pseudomyrmex gracilis is the source of this 1855-nucleotide messenger RNA. RefSeq names its product ruvB-like 1 (gene pont). The transcript is spliced from 3 exons. NCBI's taxonomy places the organism in Eukaryota, Metazoa, Arthropoda, Insecta, Hymenoptera, Formicidae. Gene Ontology annotation, molecular function: DNA helicase activity; ATP hydrolysis activity; ATP binding. Gene Ontology annotation, biological process: box C/D snoRNP assembly; chromatin remodeling; regulation of transcription by RNA polymerase II. The record is from RefSeq and is a predicted model, not a curated record. Bases 287 to 1657 code for a protein of 456 amino acids. Gene Ontology annotation, cellular component: NuA4 histone acetyltransferase complex; Ino80 complex; Swr1 complex.
GGAUUGCGCACGUAGCAGCCGCAUGUCGUCUUCAACCGCGCAGCCUAGGAAAUGAGUUUGAACUUCGCGUGACACGCACGUGUUUGAUUUCUGCCAAUAGCGAACGUCGUAGCACCGCAGAACAACGCGUUCAUCAACAGGCGCGGGUUAGCAACGGAUUGCCCAUUUGGUGUCUAUCAGCCCAUCAGCCCGCUGUCCGAGCAGUCCGAGUAGUCGCUUGGAAACCAAACGCAGGAUAUAGCAACGUGUUCCGACUUCUCCUCGCAUUGAUUUAACAAUCGUAGCCAUGAAGAUCGAGGAAGUGAAGAGCACCGCUAAAACUCAAAGAAUUUCCGCGCAUACACACAUCAAAGGAUUAGGCCUCGAUGAAAACGGCACGGCGAUACAAAACGCGGCCGGUCUCGUUGGUCAGGAACUUGCGCGUGAGGCUGCAGGUAUUGUAGUUGAUAUGGUAAAAUCAAAAAGAAUGGCAGGUCGAGCUGUGUUGCUGGCUGGUCCACCAGGCACAGGCAAAACUGCGAUAGCUCUCGCUAUCGCUCAAGAACUUGGUAAUAAAGUACCUUUUUGUCCUAUGGUGGGUUCAGAGGUUUAUAGUUCAGAAAUAAAGAAGACAGAGGUUCUUAUGGAGAAUUUCAGAAGAGCCAUCGGUUUAAGAAUCAAAGAAACUAAGGAAGUUUACGAGGGUGAAGUCACAGAAUUAACACCUGUGGAAACAGAAAAUCCUAUGGGCGGUUAUGGCAAAACAGUGUCACACGUGGUUCUUGGAUUGAAGACCUCCAAAGGCACAAAACAGUUAAAAUUGGAUCCUUCUAUAUACGAGUCUUUGCAAAAAGAAAAGGUGGAAACUGGCGAUGUUAUUUAUAUCGAAGCCAACAGUGGAGCGGUAAAGCGACAAGGUAGAAGCGAUAAUUUCGCUACGGAAUUUGAUUUGGAGGCCGAGGAAUAUGUUCCUUUACCGAAGGGCGAUGUACACAAGAAGAAAGAAGUCAUUCAAGACGUGACUCUGCACGAUUUAGAUGUUGCUAAUGCCAAACCACAAGGUGGCCAAGACAUAAUGUCCAUGAUGGGACAAUUAAUGAAACCUAAAAAGACGGAAAUAACAGAUAAACUACGAAAAGAGAUAAAUAAAGCAGUAAACAAAUACAUUGAUCAAGGUAUAGCCGAAUUAGUACCUGGAGUAUUAUUUAUAGAUGAAGUUCACAUGUUAGACAUUGAGACAUUUACCUAUCUGCAUCGUGCGCUGGAGAGCGCAAUAGCUCCGAUUGUUAUCUUCGCCACAAAUCGCGGUCGGUGUGUGAUCAGAGGAACAGAAGACAUUGUAUCUCCACACGGAAUACCUCUCGAUUUGUUGGACCGUCUGCUGAUCAUAAGGACGCUUCCAUAUUCCAGACAGGAAAUCGAACAGAUAGUGAAACUAAGAGCAGUCACGGAAGGAUUGCAAAUCGAAGACGAGGCUCUCUCUGUUCUCGGGGACCUUGGUACAAAAACAACUCUGCGAUAUGUGGUGCAACUUCUGACACCUGCAGCUUUGACGGCAAAGAUCAACGAAAGAACCAGCAUAAAAAAAGAAGAUAUUGAAGAAGCAAACACACUCUUCUUAGACGCCAAAUCAUCUGCCAAGAUACUUACGCAAAAUCAAGAUAAGUUUAUGAAAUAAAAAAAUUAGAUCUUACGAUUGUUGCUUUGUUUCCCUAAUUUAAUUACCUUAUCAAGUAUUUUUACAUAUUUCUUAAAAUAUGUAGUUCUGAUUGUUUAAUUUGACUUAUUUAUGUUUUAGUUAGGUUAGGUAAAUAAUUCUGACAUUGUAUAUAAUAUAUAGCGUGUAAGCAAAUUACAUAUUAUUGAUGAAAGAAAA